CAAUAGCAAAAAAGCAAGUUAUCGGAAAUAAUGUUGUUUUUCUACAAUAAAUAAUUUAGUGUCAUAAUGUAUUUGCGAAAUCGAGAAAAUAUAAUGCUCAGAAUUCGACGAACACUACGCGAUGUCUCCGACCCAUUUGAAGAGAAAACGAAUUCCACAACUUUUAUAGAACAUAUGUGACCGGUUAUAUAAGAUUCAAAUAUUAAAAAUGAGUAUCAACCGCAAUUGACAGUCAUCAGCGGAGUAUCAUUAUUUCAUUGUGAUCUGCAAAUACAAUAGCGAGUAUUAGUCAGUACCUAAGCGUGCAAUUAUGGCAGAUGCCAUUCUAGAAGAAGAAAAAGCAGAUAAUGUGCAAGUACAAGAAGGCGUAAAAGUACCAUAUAUCCUUCGAGGUGAAUAUUUUUGUAUAUUAGAAAAAGCGGACACCAAAAUUAAGGCAAAAUGCAAAAUUUGUAUGGAUGGAAAAGGUUCUUUGUCUGGCGGUAUCCGGUCAACCGGAAAUUUUAUCAGACAUUUAAAGUAAAUGAUUGUGUGGCACUACAAAAAAUAUUUGAAUCAUAAGACUGAUCUAAAGAUAAAAAUGAAAACGUCAAAAAACAAAGAUCACUCCCAAUCCAGUGUAAAGGCAUGGGUAAAAGGUUUCCAUUCUGUAGUAUCAAAAAUAAAGUUAUUGCAGUUGGUGGCAUCUUACAUUAUAGCAGAAAUGAGACCUGUGGUUACUGUAGAAAAGCCAGCAUUUAGGAGCCUUAUUAAACAGCUUUCGGAAUUGACACCUCCAAGUAGACAGGCUGUAACUAAUUACUGCAUUGAGUUAGAGGAAUCAAAAAAGACUGCUCUGAAAGUAGAGUUGCAAGCAGCAAAAUACUGCUGUACCACUGCUGAUAUUUGGAGUCAUCACAGUCGAAGCUUCAUAGGAGUAACAGGCCAUAUCAUAGAUAAGGAUAAUUUUCAACGAAAAUCGUAUUUGCUUGCAUGUCGUAGAAUGAAGUUCUCUCAUAACUUCUUAGAUAUAGCUAAAACUCUGUUGGAUAUUCAUGAGGAAUAUGAUCUUCAAGCUUCAAAACUUGUUGCGACAGUGACUGAUAACGCUUCUAAUUUUGGAAAAGCUUUCUGAAUCUUUCAAAUGCCUUGCGCAGUAAAUUCAGAGGAUGAAGAGGUUUUAGACGAUCCGUUGCAAUCGGAAAUGGAGAUAGUUCCAUUACCCAAUAAUCUUCGCGAUUUUGUAAGUGAAGAUUAUACUGGCAUUAUGGAAGAUGCCAACCAGUAUUUACCAGAGCAUUUCAAAUGUUGCUCACAUACAUUGAAUUUGAUAGCAACAACUAAUGCUGCCAAAGCCCUAGAAGAUCGAAAUUAUAAGCGAGCCUACCAAUCAGCAUUUAGCAAAUCAUUUAGCCUCUGGAAUUUGACUUUGUUAAACUUUCUAUACCAUGUCCAACUAGAUACAUAUGAUGUCUACAUAUGAUAGUUUAUCUAAGCUCUUGUCUAUAAAACAAUACCUUCCAAGUCUCUGUGAAAAGCUAAAAGUGCCUAAGUUCAAAGUUGCAGACAUAGAAUUCUUAACAGAACAUUUGGCAGUAACAAAACCUCUUGCUUUGGCAAUAGAUAUUCUUCAAGGAGAAAAAAAUUGUUUUUUUGGCAUUGUGUUGCCCACUGUUGUGCAGUUACAACAAUCACUGGCACAAAAUACACAUUUAACAUAUUGUACUGCGCUUAAUGAAGCAUUGUUAGAUGGCUUGAGAAAACGUUUCGGAUAUGUAAUGGAUUUUCAUAACACAGCGAGUAAGCCAUUUAUAUUAGCAACGAUAACUCAUCCAAAAUUUAAAGUGCGGUGGAUAUCAGCAUUGUUUGAAAAUGAGCAAUCUCAUGCAGGACAAAUAUGUCAAAAUUUGCCUUUUGAACAAGCCGAAGCAGUACGUGAAUCUUUGCAAUCGAGAGAAAACUCCGGGUCUGAAGAAAGUAUGACGCUCUCCUCCGAUGAUGAUACUAACAAGAACCCCCCCAACCCGACCCCACCGAUUUCAAUAAUUUUUUGAUAUGUUGUAGUACUCGACAAAAUAAGAGACACGUAUUUUUUUUUUGUGCUGACAUCCACUUUAAAGGGGUGAAAAC
Molecule: messenger RNA, 2109 nt
Organism: Cephus cinctus (wheat stem sawfly)
Lineage: Eukaryota; Metazoa; Arthropoda; Insecta; Hymenoptera; Cephidae
Exons: 4
Coding region: 524-1114 (196 amino acids)
Source: RefSeq, a predicted model, not a curated record